AUGCAGUCUUCUUUCAGCUAUACAGAUUCCUACUCCUCCUCACCGGGAGACAUGGACUUCUUCUUCCAUGGUCCUCAACCGCCCGUCUAUGACAACCUGCGCGACCUCGACUCGGCCAGUCCUUUCACCGUGUCCGAGGUCGUGCCCGAUGUCUCGUCCUUCCCCAACUCCUUCACUAGCUCCCCGUACAUGGUGCCCACCAUGAAUGAUUACGGACAUGUCUAUGAAGCCGCCGUCAUGGCCACCAGCCUGCCCAGCUCAGCGAGCAGCUGCUGUGAAAGUAGCUAUGGAGGAAGCCGGAACCAAGCCGAAGAGGUUCCCAUGCCCAAUAUGCAAAUGGGAUCCUUUGAUGAUUCUUGUCCCGACUCCUCUCAAUCCAAACCAGCGAAGCCCUUUGGUUGCGAUAACUGCGGCAAGUCCUUCACCCGCUUCGCAGACUUGAAGCGCCAUCAGUCCAGCGUGCACUUCCCCGUCUUCCGCAAUUGCCCCAUCGAGCACUGCUCGCGCAAAGGCAGCAAUGGUUUCCCUCGUCAAGACCACCUGGUCGAGCACCUGCGUUCCUACCACCACAUGGACCUGCCAAAGCGCCGAGCCUUGAAGCGGUCCUCCAAGGACGCAUGA
Penicillium cinerascens is the source of this 621-nucleotide messenger RNA. RefSeq lists its product as uncharacterized. The record is from RefSeq and is a predicted model, not a curated record. The coding region runs from base 1 to 621 and encodes 206 amino acids. The transcript has 2 exons. NCBI's taxonomy places the organism in Eukaryota, Fungi, Ascomycota, Eurotiomycetes, Eurotiales, Aspergillaceae.